AUGAGCAGCGCCAUACUGGCUUGGGUUCAAAAACACAAGUCAACACAGUGGGAGAAUGUGAACUAUGAGGACCACUGUUAUGCGCAACUUCCCAAGAUUGCGCUACACAAAACUUCAUUUGUGGAGAAGCUUUCUGCUGAUGACAUUUUGUUUUAUACGGGCAUCUCGCAAACAGCUUUCAACAACCUUGUGAAAGCAGUGUCGACAUUGGCCAAAAAGGCAAGCAUAUUGUCACGUGCUGACCAGCUAGUGAUGUGCCUUAUGAGGCUUCGUCUUGGUCUUCUGUACGGACAUUUAGGGAGAAUUUUCCAGAUGUCAGUUUCUGCUGUGGGGAACAACAUUCGCUACAUGUUUCAAGUGCUGUGCAAAGUAAUGAAGUGGGUUGUCAAUUGGUUGCCAAGAGAAGACAUCAAGGACAGCAUGCCAGCGUCCUUCACGGAGAGUGGAUAUGGUUCCACAACGUGCAUUCUUGAUUGCACUGAAGUUAUGUUGCAGCGCCCAAAGAAGCUAAUGGCCAGGGCACAGACGUUUAGUAGCUAUAAAGCACACAACACUAUAAAGUUCCUCGUGGCUAUUGCCCCUAACGGGCACAUCAUGUUCGUAUCUAAGGCAUAUGGUGGACGUGCUUCGGACAAGCUCAUCACAAGGGAGAGUGGCAUUGGAGAUUACUUCAUGAGAGGUGAUGAAGUAAUGGCGGACCGAGGUUUCUCCCUUGACGACGAGCUACUUGUGCAAGGUGUCCGGCUAAACACGCCAGCCUUCACGAAAGGAAAAAAGCAGUUGACUGAAAAGGAGGUCACCACCACAAGGCGCAUUGCAUCUGUCCGCAUUCAUGUGGAACGUGCAAUCAACCGGAUCAAGACAGGCACUCCCAAUCAAAUCAAAACAAACAUUUAGCGAUAUGGUUUUUAUUUGUGCAGGGUUAUGCAACCUUAAACCUGCUCUCAUUCAACAGGGUGUCUAGUAACCAGAAAACAUAAAAUAGACAAGGAAAUCAAGGAAUUAUAUAGACCAUUUUUUCGUAGGCGCCGCCAUAUUGUGAACGCAGUGGCACCGCCUAUGAGCAGCGCCAUACUGGCUUGGGUGAAAGCGGUCUUUCGCAUGGCAGGUAUACGCUCGGCGGCAGGUUCUGGCGUUUGUUUUCGCGGUCAUGCGGUCUGUUUAGUAUAACGUGCAUUUUCUACGUGGUAAAUGGUUCUGUGAGACGUGCUGAAGUGGUUUAAUGCGUCAUGGCCGGAGUUUAUGCUGGCGUUGAGGUGAGCGGAACACGCAGCGCCAUGUGUGCGCGCAUAUUUGAGCCUACAAUCAGCCUCGGAGAUCAAUUGUGUAUUUCUGAAUAUUCCAGUCACUAACGUGACCUUAUUGUAGUAUUAUCCUCUAUUUCUAUGCUGCACUUUAGGAGCCAUGAAACAUACGCGACGAUCGUAACGGCGUGAGCGUGGACACCGUUCUACUACGAUAGGAGCUGUGAUGUUAUACUUUGACAAGCGUUCAAACUGUUCGCUGCAGGUUACAUUGCGUGAUUACUUGGUUCGAUGAAUGAGGUUUCCGCCCUGAAUAAAAUAGUUUUGGCAAGUGAUAGCAACAUACCUUACAGUCCGCAUUACGCUUGUCCAGCAAAGGGACUGUUUACGAACUGCACGAGCGUCUCAAGCAGUGGUAGGUGCUGGAUUACAUAUAUCUUUUUUCUAUAUACCGAAUGGUCCAAGCAUAUCGCAUCAGCGGUUAUAUAUAAACGUGCGGCGUGACUAUGCGAGGCCCUAUUGCGGCGUUAGCCCGUUUUCUCUUGCUUUUUCGAGAAAGAGGAUGAUAACCGAGUUUUUUUUUCGGUUGUGUUCAUUCCUUUCUCAACGAUGCACUCACACGCAUUACGGAAAUUUUGUCCUCAAAAAUAGGCAUCGCAUUCUUUUUAUGCGAUCCCUCAUAUAUUAUGGCUGUAUGCAGGCCAAAAAGGCAAUGUCGAAGCGCACAGCUUACAUAUGUACUGUGCUGGUUCACCAACCGCAGUGAUCGCUGUCUUGAGCAGCGCCAUCGGCCUCAUGCAGGAAGGCUAGCGUAGACAUAUGGUAAUUUGAAGCGUACUAGACUUGAAAUGCGCGAGAACGAUGCCGGUGCAUCACAAAUAUUUGAUUGCGCCCGCCGCUUAGAUGUUUCGUGGUUGCCUUAGGUUGGCCGUGCACGAGCAUGCGCUCUUAUAAGCUUUAUGUUUUACUCCCUACUCCAAGCGAUCAGAUAUUGAACAGAUUUACCAUUUCAUGCGGCUAAUACAGAGACACCGGUUCUCUUUGUCGAAUUUAAACCGAUAUAUGCAAAAUAGUUCACAACACAUACACACUCCGCGACUGAUAAUGUGCGUACACCGCAGCUGAUAAAACGCGUCAGAUUUUUGUGCCCCGAAAAGAUAUUUCAGCCUACUGUAGUUACCGAUGCGCGGAAAAUCUCCUCUGACGAGCUCAUAUGAACGGACAUGGCGUAAAUUUCACAAAGUAAGAUCUAAAACAUCUCGAAAUCGUUCCGCAGCACGCGACAGCAAUACUUUCAAGCAGCGCCGCGCCGGAUCACCCAAGCCAGAGAGGAGGAAAGGCCCUCCGCGCGCCCUAUCCUCCUCGCCCGAUGAAAUGGCCUAUAGAAUACCAAUAAAAAGCAUAACUUUCUGUACAUGACUUCCUGCUGGAUCAACUGAAGUAUAGGGUCUGUUAUCGUUGGUUGCAAUGGUUUUUUUUUUGCCCUUCACUUGCAAAGAAAUUUCCAUUGGCACAAUGUGAGACAUUUAAAGGAGUAGUUUGCUUCACAUCCUGUUAAAUUCAGAGAGUUGAAGGAACAAUGCUGUCAGCUUCACAGUAAAAAUAGUGCAGUUGUGGUACUUUGCAAUAAAGUGCUUUAUUUUGAAGGUUUGCUCCAGUUCCUUUUUUAUCAAGAAGCACCUCGAGUAUACAUAUAUUUUCAUCACUCUGUUACACUAGAAUCUAAUUUUCCAACUUCAGUUUCAGGGCACCCCUGUGAACAGCAGUCCUAGUCUCAAUGUGCCAGGGACCUUCGCCAACAUUUGAAAGUUGAGCAUGAAGCUCGUCUAUACAGUUGAGCAACAAAGGCACACAAAUUACGGUACAUUUGUCAGAGAGGAGGAAAUGUACAAAAACACAGUUGGCAUCAACUAAGAUGCUCAAUAAUUUGUCAGAAUAUCUGCACAUAACUUCAUUAGCAAGGCAAAAAGGCAUAAAGGCAUAAAUGACUGAAAAGGAAUUCACUGAUUUGUCCUUGUGUUAAGUAAUUGGUACACAUUUUUGUUUCGUAUAAAGUGAACUUUAUGCAUGACUGUAAUGGGCACCAUACACGCCAACAUACUGGGCACUGGUGCGAGAAUUUUAUCUUGUUUGCACAUGGUUCAAAAACCUUUAACGCAGCUAAUUUCUUCUAAAACCUGAAGUAAUCAUUUCACAGUUCCUUACAUCAGUUCAUUGACAGGCUCGACUAUAAACACUUAUUUUGCCAUAUUUGUGAAGCAGCUUAUGUGAAUGUACUGGUACCGAGUGAACUGUCAUGGUACCUUACUGUACGGUGUUCAACAAAAGAAACGCGAACAGUAAAACGAUUUCAACUCGGGCAGACUGAAUAAUUAAUAUUGGGCUGUCAGCUUCACGGCAUGUGGACCGGCGGGUGGAACUGCUAACAAAAGUAGCUUCUAUUAAUUUUCCAGUAGCUAUUACAUUGGCCUCCUUAAGAUUGUCUGUUUUCUUAGCAUUUCAUUUGUUAAGGACAGCACUUCCAAUGCAACCUUCUGCUUGAAAAUUCGCCCAGGAGACUCCCGAUUUUUUACUGAACUUUCCAAUUGUACGAUCACUGCAUGAUAUCUCCCGAAAAGCGGUCUCUGUUCGCGCAAUAAUGGUUUUUGCAAAACCGGCACCGCGGAAUCUCCAGCCACAUCGUAAUAGUCGGCAUCACCAACAACGGCUGCACUAGCACCAUCGGUAUCAUCAAUUAAGCAGCCAAUUACGGUGCUUAGAAGGCCAACCAAAGCCAGAGCCAAUGUCGCUCUUGCAUUUCAUGUAUGCCUGUGCAUGCCUUCCUCCAUUGUGCAUCUUGUUAUUGCUACGUAUGUGUCACAGUGUGUGAUUAGUGUUGGCUAUGCCGUCUGUGUGCGGCGCAGCGUGUAAAGUUAUUGUGUGCCUGAUACCAUGGUGCUACCAAAGCCCAAGAAAAGGUAUCUGCAGAAGUUUUUUACUGUCAUAUACUUCCAAAUUUCCGUUCUUUUUGGCAUCAAUAAAACAUUUUGCAUUUUGCACAUGUGGAUGCGAUGCCAUUGUGUCGCACGGUGGCAAAGGCGACGUGAAACUUCGUGUUUCCACGGCGAAGCAUCAAAGCUAUGUUCGCAACGCUGAGCAGCAAGGCAACAUGGUGAACUUCCUUCGGAACAACUGCGAUGACAGUGUCAUACGUGCGGAGGGCCUGUUUACGGGAAUCCUCGUCGAACACAACCUGCCCCUUAGUGUCAGCGACCACGUCGGGCCUCUUCUACGGAAAAUGUUUCCGAAAUGCGACGAGGCGAAGCAUUAUGUAUGCGGACGUACGAAGGCAAGCGCAAUUGUAGGAGAAAUGGCAUCAGAGGUGCAGAGCACGAUGCUGAAGACCAUCAAGCAUUGUGCUUUUGCUGUUGCGGUCGACGGCAGCAACAACACUACUGCACAGCUGUACCCGAUUGUGGGGACGUACUACGUCGAGGAAUGCUUGCGCAUUGAAAGUAGGUUAUUCAGAAUUCAGGAACUCCAUGGGGAGGCGACGGGACGAAAAAUCAGGAACGUCGUGUUGAAGGCAAUGGAAACCUUUGACGUGCCUGUGUCAAACUGCAUUGCGUCUUGUGCCGACAACGCAAAUGUUAUGCUAGGGAAAAAAGACGGCAUCGCCGCAGUCUUAAAGGAGGAACAAGAAAACUUGGUUGUGAUUGGCUGCCCAUGCCAUCUAAUUAACUUUGCUGCUGAGAAGGAGCCACGUGCUUGCCGGCUAAGUUUGGCGAGGUUCUUGUGGACAUCUUUUAUUACUUGGAGAAAAGCUCUAAACGCCAGGACAAGCUGUCUGAAUUUCAAGAGAUGCACAAUGUAGAAAUGCAAAAAAUGUUGAAGCAUGUACCGACUUGUUGUGACUAGGCAAGUGCCUGACAAGAAUUCUUGACCAGUGGCAACCUCUGGUUAAACCUCUCAAAGAAAUCAAAUCAAAGAAGCAGCACCCAUCCAUUUUAGAGUCUUAUCAGAUUCCUCGUAGGCCUGAAUCAUCAGGAGGUGCAAAGUCCAACGAAGCCAGUCGCAGGCGUAAAGCACCAACCGAGAAGGAUGCCCCAGCUACAAAAGAAGCCAAAAUGUUAACAGAGUCUGCAAGACAAGAAAUUGUUCCGACUCGUGAAAGGCUGCUUCAUUUUUUGACCUCUGACAUUAACUUGGCUUUUGGAUUUUUUUUUAAGUGUGAUUUCGCUUUUUGAGAAAGCCCAUUGCCAGCUACAGUCACAGGCACCUCAAAUACAUAUUCUGCAGUUGGUUCUGCUCAAACUCCUCACUGAGCUUUUGACUAGGUUUGCCUUGCCAACUGCUGUAAAGGUUGCUCCUUCUCCGCUUGAAGUUCUAUAUCAAGAUAUCCGCAAUCAGAAGGCAGACAGUGAUCUGGUCAUUGGGUACAGUUCGGUACAGCAGCAUUGUUAGCGAAACUUAGUUCACAUGAUCAGAUCAAUUUUUAACUUGUGUCCGCUCUUACUUUAUCACUGCGUGCGAUUUCAUGAGGAACAUAUUCCGACUUGAAAAUGCAACUCUGAAGAAUACGGAGGUGGCCAACCUGAAAUUUAUUUGAGAGGCAUCGCUCUCGAGUCCUUGUUACUUUAUUCAGUUUCCCUCAGCUGCUGCCCCGAGAUUCCAAUAAAUCUGCUGAAGAUGCUUUAGAUGCUCUUGAAGCCGAGUUUGCAACACUACAAGCGUACAGUUUUCCAGAGGACAUUCUGAAUGAAGAAAGGUGCGAUGUGCAGUGGUCUAUGAAUGGAAAAAAUGAAAAAUACUAACGGAAAACAGAUGUUUCACCGAGUUGCCAAGGUGAUGCUGAAUUUACUCGAGAUACUGCACAGCAAUGCAGAGUUUGAGAGGGUUUUUAGCACGGUGCGAAAAACUAGGACCGAAUUCCACUCAUCAGUGCAACACAACCCUCCAAAACCUGCUGCUAGAGAAGGGCCAUCAGUCUGGACCAUGUUUCGAGCAGAGCUACUCCGUCAAAGUUUUGAAGCGAGCAAAGUCUGCUACUGCAAGGUCCCUACAAAAGGACUCGUCGAACGCUGCUUGAAAGAUUGAAC
Molecule: messenger RNA, 6322 nt
Organism: Dermacentor albipictus
Lineage: Eukaryota; Metazoa; Arthropoda; Arachnida; Ixodida; Ixodidae
Source: RefSeq, a predicted model, not a curated record